AUGGUCCGUCUCUCUGUAUUGGAACAUCUCCGUGUGGUUCACGGGAUAAAGCUGAAGAACUGUGGAAGGAAGAAAGAGAAAAGGUUUACAGGUGGUACCAAAGUGUUUGGAGUUCCACUGGAGAGUUUGCCGUUGUGUUACAUGCCUCAGUGUGGGCUGCUACCCUGCUUUCUAGUGGAUGCCUGUGAGCAUCUACUGGAGCAUGCUGGGACUGAUGGCCUUUUCAGAAAAUCCGGUUCUGUUGUUCGUCUGAGGACCCUUAGGGCCAAACUAGACCAUGGGGAGGCGUGUCUAUCCACAGCCCUCCCCUGUGACGUAGCCAGCCUUUUGAAGCUGUUCUGCCGUGAGCUUCCAGACCCCCUAUUCCCCUCAGACCUCCACUCAGCCCUGCUGAAGGCCCAGCUAUUACCCACUUUGGAGGAGAGGGCCUUGGCCACCCAGCUGCUGUCCUGCCUACUGCCUGACAGGAACUUUGCCUUCCUCAGUUACUUUUUCCACUUCCUCUCAAAGGUCUCCCACAGGUGUGCAGAGAACAGGAUGACCAAUAGUAACCUGGCUGUGGUCUUUGUCCCGAGCCUGCUUCCUCCCAGCCACGGAACAGAGGGGAUGGACACAUAUAUGAAACUCAAGGCUGUGGUCUAUACCUUCAUAGAGAAUGUCCAUUCAUUUGGUGUGGUUCCUCAGGUGAUCAUGGAGGGCAUCCCAGGUCAUGCUGAGAUGUCUCCCUGCAGGAAGAGACGGCCACUCAGAAAGAGCCUGGGUUUGGAGGCCUUCCCAGACAUUCAGCUUUUCAGGAACAAAACAUUUUGCUCAGGGAAACCAGGCUCAAGUCCUUCAGCUCGGUUGGCCAGAUCUCCCUCCACCCCAGUGAGGACAGAGAGCUGCAGAGUACAGAGCAAAACACUCAAAAGAAUGGAUUCGGGAAACGUUGGGUGUUUUUCGGCCAAAAGGCUGAAGGGAGGUGACAGUAUCCGCAGAUGCCAGUUACUUUCGGAGCCUGGCAACAGUGGUAGGCUAAUAAACUGUGGAGCAAGGAUCGACUGCAUCCUCGUUCAGCAUUACAGGCUCUUGCUCCUCGCAUCCAGGAUACACGCGAUGGCUUCGGCGGUCAGGUUGAGGAGAACAGUGCUGCUGAUUGUCCUAGCGGGGCUGGCAUCGGCCCGGAGCCCCCGCACGGUGGACCAGGUAUCUGAGGCCGACAUUCAGCGUCUCCUACACGGAGUCAUGGAGCAGCUGGGCAUCGCUCGGCCCAGGGUCGAAUACCCUGCUCACCAGGCCACCAACAUCGUGGGGCCACAGAGCAUCCAAGGUGGCGCUCAUGAGGGACUGCAGCACCUGGGUCCCUAUGGAAACAUCCCCAACAUCGUAGCUGAGCUGACAGGGGACAACAUCCCUAAAGACUUCAGUGAGGACCAUGGAUACCCCGACCCUCCUAACCCCUGUCCAGUGGGAAAGACAGAUGGGUGUCUGGAAAACGCCCCGGACACAGCAGAGUUCAGCAGAGAGUUCCAGAAGCAUCAGCACCUGUUCGACCCCGAGCAUGACUACCCUGCUCUGGCUAAGUGGAACAAGGAACUGUUGUACCAGAAACUGAAGGGAGGAGCCAAAAGAAGAAAAAGGAGUGUCAAUAACCCCUACCUGAUGGGUCAGAGGCUGAACAAUGUGGUGGCCAAGAAGUCUGUUCCCCACUACCCAGAAGAGGACGAAGACUAUCGCACCACCACUGCAACAAAAACCACCACCUAAACACACUGUUGUUCUAACAUUACUGGCCACCAUGUUCACUUCAAAUUAUCUCAAGUAGAUUUAAGCAAUUAGGCCCGAGGGGGUGUGAUAUCUGGCCAAUAUACCACGGCUAAGGGCUCUUCUUUUUGCAAGACACAACGUGGAGUG
Messenger RNA from Salvelinus namaycush (lake trout), 1893 nucleotides. RefSeq lists its product as uncharacterized. The transcript is spliced from 14 exons. The record is from RefSeq and is a predicted model, not a curated record. Gene Ontology annotation, cellular component: secretory granule. Gene Ontology annotation, biological process: neuropeptide signaling pathway. Lineage: Eukaryota; Metazoa; Chordata; Actinopteri; Salmoniformes; Salmonidae. Bases 1 to 1746 code for a protein of 581 amino acids.